Cyprinodon variegatus (sheepshead minnow) is the source of this 905-nucleotide messenger RNA. RefSeq names its product glutamic acid-rich protein-like. NCBI's taxonomy places the organism in Eukaryota, Metazoa, Chordata, Actinopteri, Cyprinodontiformes, Cyprinodontidae. The record is from RefSeq and is a predicted model, not a curated record. Bases 24 to 761 code for a protein of 245 amino acids. The transcript is spliced from 16 exons.
CCUUUUUUCCUUUUACAGAUGAUAUGAUUGAGAACUCAGAGGAAGAACCUGAAGGAGGCAACACUGAUACGGACCAAACCCCAGAGGUUAAUGACAGCCAGGUGACAGAGGAAGAACCUGAAGUAGCAGACAGUGAUACGGAUAAAAGCUCACAAGAUGAUAAGGAGGAAACUAAAGCUGCUUCUGAAGAAACCACCAAUGUUAUGGACAAUUUAGAAGGAGAGGAUCUUUUUGAAGAAGAGAGCGAGGAGUCAGAGAAAGAGCCCAAAGAUGACCAGGUGACAGAGGAAGAACCUGCAGCUGUUUCUGAACGAGUCAACACUGAUAUGGAUCAAAACUCAAAAGAAGAAAGCUUUGAAGAGUUUGAAGACGUCAGCGAGGAAUCAUCUGAAGAGUUUGCUCCUACCGACGAUUUUGAAGAUCAGGUUAAAGCAGAUGUUCGCGAAUCUGACAAAUCUCUGAAGGAUGAUGAUGAUGCCGAUGAUGAUGAUGAUGAUAAACAGGAUACAGGUGCAAUGAGUGAGGACAUAACAGAGGACGCUUCUCUGCAGAAGUCAGAGGAGGAGGAUGAAGAAGUGAAAAGGGAGAAGGAAGAAGAGGUGAAGGAGGAGGUUUCUCAGAAUGAUAACAGCAACGAAGACCAAACCAACCCUGACAAUAUGUCGGAAACGGAGGACAUUUUCUCAGAUGAGUCCAUUGAAGCACCAACUUCUGACAAUGUCCCGGUUGACGAAUCCACUCCCACAGAUGCUGGAAAAUAGAUUAACAGACUGGUCCGUGGAAGCCCUCCAACUCCAGAAUGAGCCCCCGGCCCCUACGGUGAACUACUGCUGCCAUGGAAACUACAACUAAACUCAGCCGUCUCUUUCCUCCUUUCUUUUUGAUUUGAGGCUGCUUUUAUUUCA